Heterotrigona itama is the source of this 1225-nucleotide messenger RNA. NCBI's taxonomy places the organism in Eukaryota, Metazoa, Arthropoda, Insecta, Hymenoptera, Apidae. The record is from the annotation of a GenBank genome assembly.
UUUCGGUGUAAAAUUGGCAAUAUUGAUUUAAUUCCAAAUUUAUUUUAAUUCCUAGCACUAGUGAAACCUGCUUAAAUCGGUACGGCAGGACGUGACAUGAAAAUGAUAAAAACGUGUGACACAGAAAUGCAUUGAGUAUCACGUCUUUUCUAUAGCUUGUCUAUGGCGAACAGAACGUCAGUGUACAACGCCAUCGUUUAAGGCGGGGCAAACAACGGAAACUCCGAAGUCAUAUGAUCGAUCUGCGAUUCCUUUAGGACACAGCCAUCUCUGUUCGUUACAAGGAUGGCCAGCCAAACGCAAGGUAUUCAACAGCUUUUGGCAGCUGAAAAAAGAGCUGCGGAAAAAGUUGCGGAAGCUAGAAAACGUAAGGCACGCAGAUUGAAACAAGCAAAGGAAGAGGCACAGGAUGAAAUUGAGAAAUAUAGGCAAGAACGAGAAAGACAGUUCCGUGAAUUUGAAACAAAGCACAUGGGAUCGAAAGAGGAUGUAGCAGCACGUAUAGAAGCUGAUACAAAAUUAAAAACAGAAGAAAUGAGUCAGACCAUCUCUAUGCAUAAAGACUCUGUUGUGCGUACAAUUUUGGACUUGGUGUACGACAUUAAACCAGAAUUACACAAGAACUAUCGCAUCGAAAUUUAAAUUAGAAGAAUCGUAUCGAUCGAUUAUAAAUAUUGCAUCUUAUAUUAUAAAUGUACAUUAGAUGGUGAUAUAUACUGAAAUUAUUAGAAUUUUCUCUGCAGUUGCUAUGACAAUAAAUGUAAUUGUAUUUAUGCUGAGCUUUUACCACCAUAUUGAAGAGUUGAAGAAUUGUAAUAAUGUCAUAGUAGCACUAUCAACAUACUAAACAAGUUAUCGUCAUUGUGAUAUAUCAAGGCCUAGAUAUAUUAGGAUGACGUGUAAAUGUUAAAGCUUAAGGUGAUGGAGAAAAAGUUACGUGUCGUUAAACAUAUAUCGUUAGAUGUCAUUCCAUAAUUCUGUUACAUCGAGGACGCAAGACGCACGUUAAAGGAUGUACAACUUCCAAAGAAUCACGAAUAAGCUCCUAAUCCGCUGGUUCUCGCGACGAUGUACAUAAAUGCGUAUUAUUUGAUUUGUUUGGAACAUUUCAGUUUGUUAAGUUAUAAAGGGGAAUGAAGUUACAUUUGGUGUAUAAACCCUGUCUCUGUAUGCUGGUUCAUCUGUACAGUAUUAAUGUUUGAAAAUAAAAACAGUGAACGUGUAA